AUGGCGGCGGUACAGUCACCACCUCCGGCACAUCCGUUAGCCGGCGCUGAGAUGAUGGAUACACGAACACCCUCACCAGUGCAUGCAAACGGCGAUGUCGCGACUCCAGAUAGUGACGAAUACAAGCCCGACUUGACCGCCGAGGUGUCGAUGCUGAGCACGAAGCUGGUGAACGCGAUAAACUACCAGACAAAUCUAGACGACUCGCUACAGCAGACACGGCAUGAGCUGGAACAGGCCAAGAAGGAGCUAUCGCAGAUCAGGCUGCAGAAGAAGUUGACAGACGAUCAAGUCGCAAACGGUAUAUUGGUUCGGAAGAGUGCGCUGGACAACACCAUGAGUAAGUUACGGUCCGAGCUGGAGGCGGAGAAAGCAGCACGAGAGACGGCGGAGAAGGCGAAGAAGCAGACGGAAGGCGAGCUAGAGAAUUUGACUACGGCAUUAUUUGAGGAGGCCAAUACUAUGGUUGCGGCUGCCAGGAAGGAUACAGAGGCGGUGGAGAAGCGGAACAGCCAAUUGCGGACUCAAUUGGAAGACACUGAACUUCUCUUGGCCAGUCAGACGGAACAGCUGCGAGAUCUGAAGGACAAUAUGGAGAGAUUAGAGCGGUUGAGUGAGCAGGGGGCCAGAGAUGCGAGUGUACCUGCUACACCCGUGGAUGCUCGAACAGCAGUAUGGGACGCUCUGCAGCUCUCUCCAGGAGGGCAUGGACACGACGUGGUGCCAGACCAUCCACUUCACUUCUCGCAGCUACUGGCUCCGGUUUUGCGAACGGAUACUGCAGCUUACACCGACUUCCGCGAGCUGCUCCUCCUGGCUCAGCGUGCGGCACCGCCACAUUCGCGGCAGGCUAGUGGAAGUGCGCAUAAUAUCGCCUCGACUAGCACGCCUAAUCUGCACUCGACUAACGCCUCAACAUCUGCCACCACGAUCCCUGGCAGCUUCUUCUCUUCUUCGGCGAACAACAGUCCUUCGUCUUCCACGUUCGGCAACCAAGCAGUUUUGCCGCCCCUCAAGGACAGCAAGUUUUACAAGCGAACGUUGAACGAGGACAUUGAACCCACCCUGCGCCUUGAUCUGGCGCCAGGUCUUAGCUUUCUGAGCAGAAGAUCAGUCCUCUCGUCUCUACUUUCUGGUAGCCUGGUCGUGGAGCCUUUCAAUGCCGCCAUCAAGUCCUAUGGCCUCGGCUCUGUCUUCGCCUGCUCUCUUUGUGGCGAGCAGAGGAAGAACGAGCCUUAUAUCCGCAAACACCGCUUCCGCACCAGCGAAAGCGAAGACGCGCAACGCUAUCCUCUCUGCGACUGGUGUCUUGGCCGUAUACGCGCUUCUGGCGACUUUGUGGGAUUCCUGCGUAUGCUCCGAGAUGGCCACUGGAGGACGGAAUGCGAAGAGGAUGAAAAGGAUGCUUGGGAGGAAGCUACGAGAUUAAGGGAGAGGAUGUUCUGGGCUAGACUUGGCGGUGGCGUUGUGCCGGCUUCGCAGCUGAAUGGUAUGAGGAGGGAGAUGCUGGAUAGUCCGGAGAGUGUGAGGGCUAUCGAGAGUGCGCGGCAGAGUCUUGAGGGCAUCCCGGAGAGGAUGACGAAGCCGGCGGAUACGACUGAGGCGGCGGAGCAGAACCGAAGGACAAGCACGAUCGCGCGAGCCGUUAUGGGUCCUCCUUCUGGUGGAUUGGCUACUUCGCGGCCGGAUGCUACGCCCAAUGGACACUUAGAGCACGAUACAUCGCCCGCGACAUCCGAUGAGCAAGCAGACAAUUCACCAACCCUCGAAGAAGCACCUGCACUGCAAAUGUCCAAGGAGGAAGUGCCCGAGCAGCCGACGACACCCUUCGAAGACGCCCCGUCCGACCUCUCCUCCUCGCAGGAGCAAAGCGCAGCAGCUGACCAACAACUCCAAAACGAGAUUGCAGCACAGUCCAGCAGUCUCGAAGAGAAGACUGAGGUCCCCGUCCUGCAUUCGAUCCCAAUCGUCAACGAGCCGACUCCUAGCUCCGAAGCUGAGGUCUCGACGCCACCGAGGCCGCAGCGGAGCGAGCGAAGACCGUCGGCUGUUCUGGCGAGGGUACGAGCGAUGGAGCAGGGUAAGCAGAGAGGUAGCAAGUCACCGGAGCGGAAACUACCUGGUGGGUUUGACUAG
This is a messenger RNA of Recurvomyces mirabilis, 2136 nucleotides long. RefSeq names its product rab guanine nucleotide exchange factor S2 (gene SEC2). Gene Ontology annotation, biological process: exocytosis. Gene Ontology annotation, cellular component: Golgi to plasma membrane transport vesicle; cell tip. The record is from RefSeq and is a predicted model, not a curated record. NCBI's taxonomy places the organism in Eukaryota, Fungi, Ascomycota, Dothideomycetes, Mycosphaerellales, Teratosphaeriaceae. The transcript has a single exon. Gene Ontology annotation, molecular function: guanyl-nucleotide exchange factor activity. Bases 1 to 2136 code for a protein of 711 amino acids.